This is a messenger RNA of Entamoeba invadens IP1, 1479 nucleotides long. RefSeq names its product O-acyltransferase domain containing protein, putative. The coding region runs from base 1 to 1479 and encodes 492 amino acids. Gene Ontology annotation, molecular function: acyltransferase activity. The record is from RefSeq and is a predicted model, not a curated record. The transcript has 2 exons. Gene Ontology annotation, cellular component: membrane. Lineage: Eukaryota; Evosea; Mastigamoebida; Endamoebidae. Gene Ontology annotation, biological process: lipid modification.
AUGCCGGUCUUACCGCCCGACCAACUGCGUUACCUUCUUGCGUUUCUCAUCGAACUUCCGUUGUGUUACAUCUAUCGCUUCCUUCCUCCCAAUGAGAACUUGAAACACUUUGUAUAUGGGUUAACGGGUGUUUUCCUCUUAUUUUAUGUCUACGAAGAACAGAUGCUCAUCACACUUAUCCCGGCGUGUAUCACAUUCUUCGUCAUGCGAACAAAUCAAUCCAUUAAACUCGCGAUCGCGCUCUUCCUCUCGAACAUGGCCUUUUUAACGACGCUCCAGAUAUACAAAUAUUACACGUCAUAUCUCCAGUGGAAAUUGGAUAUUGCAACGCUACAAAUGAUCGUCGUCAUCAAACUCUCGAGUUUUGCUUUUAAUGUUGCGAAGGGGCAUAACCCCUCCAUCACCACGAAGAGUGUCUAUAACACUAACAACAACAUUACACCAAAGGAAUUCCCAACGCUCUUACAAUUCUUCGGAUAUUUCUACUUCUUCCCUGCUUGUUUCAGUGGGCCAUGUCUCGAGUACAAGACUUAUUCCAAAUUCGUCUCUUUAGAUCUCUUCAAGUGUUCUGAUAAUGACUCGAAAGAGUCUUCUAUAGAGAUCACCAACAAUCAAUACAAAGACACACAAAGUCCAAAGUUACUUCCAAUCGAUUGGUCUGCCGCAUUCAUUGUGACGUGUCAAAUCAUCGUGUUAGCAGGUCUGACUAUUAUUGCGUUGAUCUUACCAUUGAAACAAAAGUUUUACGAAAUAGUCAUUGACAAAAAACAACACGUCGGGUUUCUCGGGCGGAUGGUCGUUACGCAGAUCUUUAUGUACUCCACCGUCUUUCGAUAUUUUGCGUCGUGGAAACUGGCGGAGUUGUCGGGAGUGGUGAUGGGAUUUGGGUUUUCUGGAUAUCAAAACGGUGUUGCAACUUGGGAGAAUUACGAAAAUGUCAAGUUGAAAACAUUUUGUUUGUCUCGGUCGUGCAAAGAGGUGAUUGGGGGGUGGAAUUGUUAUGUCCAGUCCUUCUUUAAAAAUCAUGUGUACGAAGCUUUUAAAGCACUGUCCGGCUUAACUGAUAGGUACAAACAAACGUUGACGAAUUUAACAAGCGCUUUAUGGCAUGGAGUCUAUCCCGGAUAUUAUUUGGCAUUUGGGAUGUUAGCCCUUCAUAAUACGGUAUCUGCCAAAUUUUCAUAUCAAGUGGAGCCUUUUAUUAUAAAGAAAUACGGAGAGACAUCAAUCCUCUAUAAGAUGUAUUUGGUGAUCACUUUUCUAUAUACGAGAGUCGCAAUCACUUAUUCGUUUGUACCGUUCAUGAUCUACACGUUCGAAGACUCUUGGAAAUUCUUUGUUAGUACUUACUUCUUCAUUGAUGUCAUCGCCGUGUUGGCGCUUCUUCUUAUUAAACUAUUUUUUACUAAAGAAAUAGAUGCGAGUAAAAAAGAAGAAAAUUCGAAUUUGGCGAGUGAAAACAGAGAGAAACUUGAUUGA